AUGGCGGCGAAUAUAAAUCCGGCACCCGCCUGCUUAAAAGCAGAUGUGUGGGAGCACUUUGGUUUUAAAAAAACAAAGGAAAGCAACGACUUGGAUAAAAGCGUCGCGGUUUGUAAGCUAUGUGGCACUAAAGUUAAGUAUUCCGGCAAUACCACAAAUUUACGAGCGCACCUAAAACGUCACCACCUGGACAAGUUUAUGCUUACGGAGGACCCAAAGCAGCAGCGGCCGCGUGACCCAAAACAAACUACGCUGGACAUUGAUGGCGGUUGUUCCCACAAGUUUCCGUCUGCUUCACCAAGGUCGCAGAAAAUUACAGAGUCCAUUGCCUACUUUAUUUGCCAGGAUUUGAGACCAUAUUCAGUGGUGGAAAACCCCGGCUUUAGGCGCAUGGUGAACGCGAUGGAGCCCCGCUAUCCGAUUCCAACCCGCGAACACCUCACCAAGGUUUCCAUUCCCGGGCUGUACGCUCAGACAAGGGCACACGUUAAAGCCUCCCUGGCCAGCGCGGAGAGAGUUGCCCUGACGUGCGACGGCUGGACCUCGCGCACAACUGAAGCGUAUGUUACCAUCACGGCCCACUUUAUCAACGAGGAAUGGGAGCUCGUUACGUAUGUUUUACAAACCAGGGACAUGCCCGAGAGCCACACCGGACACAACCUGGCAGAACAUCUGAGAAAGGCCCUCGCUGAGUGGGGAAUCACAGAAAAGGAUCCAGUAAUCGUCACUGACAAUGCCUCAAAUAUGACAAUCGCAGCUGAGGAGGCAGCAUUCACACUUCAUGUCAAAUGUUAUGCUCAUACACUAAAUCUAGCUGCACAGCGUGCCCUCAAAAUCACAGCAGUCGCACGCCUGCUGGGAAGGGUGAGACGCAUUGUGAGUUUCUUCAGACGGAGCACCACAGCCAACCACAUGCUGAAAGAAAAACAGAGGCUUCUACGACUACCAGAGCACAAGUUGAUGACGGAUGUAGUUACCAGAUGGAAUAGUGCGCAUGACAUGCUGGAAAGAUUCCUGGAGCAACAACCGGCCAUCUGCGCAACCCUGCUCUCGAGUGAAGUCAGGAAGACCGAGAAAGAUCUGUGCACACUGACUGAGUCAGAUGUGACAACAGCUGAAGAAGUAGUCAGCGCUCUGAAGCCUAUGAAAGAGGCAACACAGUACAUGUCCAAGGAGAAGACCCCCACACUGUCAGUCGUCGCACCCCUCCAGGACACACUGAUCAACGGACUGAAACCGAUCGAAGGUGAAUCUGCAGUCAUAAAAGAGAUGAAGGCUGCCAUGGCUGGGGAUCUUCAGAAGAGGUAUAUGGACCUCAAGGCAACUCUCCAUGCCUGUUCAGCGAUGGAUCCAAGAUUCAAAAGUCUUCCCUUCCUGACUGAAGAUGAAAGACAGGAAGUUUAUGAUGGACUGAUUGUAGAGGCUGCAAGACUGAGCAUGCAGCCAUCAGAGGUAAGGCAGUGA
Messenger RNA from Rhinichthys klamathensis goyatoka, 1464 nucleotides. RefSeq names its product E3 SUMO-protein ligase ZBED1-like. Bases 1 to 1464 code for a protein of 487 amino acids. The record is from RefSeq and is a predicted model, not a curated record. Gene Ontology annotation, molecular function: DNA binding. The transcript has 2 exons. NCBI's taxonomy places the organism in Eukaryota, Metazoa, Chordata, Actinopteri, Cypriniformes, Leuciscidae.